ACUGGCCUUAGUUUCGGUACCUCUGAAACCAUCGCGGUUGCUUUGAGUGAUUUGACGGCUCGUGACAAAUGAUUCUGGCGUAAAAAGGCAUGAGCCUACUCACCUUACAGAUCGGCCAGUGUGGCAAUCAGCUGGGUUUUGAAUUCUUUAACGUCUUGGCGCAAGACAUAGGUGUUGGUGAGCCCGAGACGCGCCGUGACAACGAGUACCACAGCGAGUCGGCAGAUAGGUUUUUCGCUGUUGACCCCCAAGGUGGCCUUCUUGCUAGUGCCGUCCUGGUUGACACGGAAAGAAAGGCUGUCGGUAGGGUGUUGAAGGAUGCCUGUAACAGCGACAAGUGGCACUACACCAGUGGUGCAGCUUACACAAGUGCACAGGGGGCUGGAAACAACUGGGCUCUGGGCUAUUUCGAACAUGCUGAGAAAGGCAUGGACGAGAUCUGCAACCUCGUGAGGUCUCACGCCGAGCGACAGGACUGGUUGGAGGGCUUCCUUCCCAUUUUUUCUCUCGGUGGAGGGACAGGCAGCGGUUUGGGAACCAAGCUCACCGAGGCCCUGAGGGACGACUAUCCGAAUACUCCUGUCGUAACAGCAGUGGUGUGGCCGUUCAAUUCUGGGGAAGUGGCAGUGCAGGCAUACAAUGUGCUGCUGUCUCUGGCACGCUUACAAGAUUCAGCAGACGCCCUGCUUGUACUAAGCAAUGACUCCCUGCACCGAGUGGUCACCCAGCGGUGGGCACUGCGUAGUGCCUCUCUGGUCGAGAUGAACGCAUUGGCUGCCAGACACUUGGCUUGCCUGCUGCAGCCAAGCCGAGCCACAUAUGGACCAUCCAAAUGCCUUGGUGACGUUGCCAGUGAUCUGGGAUGCUUUGGAUCCCUGAAGCAAGUUAGUCUGCUGCAGGUGCCACAGGAGCCACCUGCCAUGGCCGCCUUCAGCUGUAGCUCCUGGCAGGGUCUGGUGCGGGCGCUUGGCAAGAUGCAGCGCUGUCACAGUGCUACUGAUGAAGCCAUGGGUGCUGAAAACAGGCCUCCUGCUUGUGUUGCCUCCCUGGCGGUUGCACGGGGUGAAGGGCUGUCAGCCCUCAAUGCCACUGACCUCGCCCCCCGCCGUGCACCUUUCGUGGAAGAAGGUCGCGAGUUCAAUGUAUGGAUGAAUCCUCACAAAUUUCUGGGUUCUGCGCGUACCCUGUUGCUAGCUAGCAACAGCGAUGCCUGCGUCCCUAAGCUGGACUUGUUAGUGAGCCGAGCAUGGUGCCGAUUCACAGAGGCAGCCUACCUUCAUCACUACACACAACAUGGACUGCAGGCGGAGGACAUGGCUGAUGCAUUUGUGCGCGUUGAACAAGCAAUUGCUUGGUACAAACAACUGUCUCGAUAACAAGGUCGGAAGUUGA
Molecule: messenger RNA, 1392 nt
Organism: Rhipicephalus sanguineus (brown dog tick)
Lineage: Eukaryota; Metazoa; Arthropoda; Arachnida; Ixodida; Ixodidae
Product: tubulin delta chain
Exons: 6
Coding region: 90-1376 (428 amino acids)
Biological process (GO): mitotic cell cycle; microtubule cytoskeleton organization
Cellular component (GO): microtubule; cytoplasm
Molecular function (GO): structural constituent of cytoskeleton; GTP binding
Source: RefSeq, a predicted model, not a curated record